Pezoporus occidentalis (night parrot) is the source of this 1490-nucleotide messenger RNA. RefSeq names its product ring finger protein 7 (gene RNF7). The transcript has 3 exons. The record is from RefSeq and is a predicted model, not a curated record. Gene Ontology annotation, cellular component: nucleus; Cul5-RING ubiquitin ligase complex. Gene Ontology annotation, biological process: protein ubiquitination; ubiquitin-dependent protein catabolic process. Gene Ontology annotation, molecular function: cullin family protein binding; zinc ion binding; ubiquitin protein ligase activity. Bases 44 to 388 code for a protein of 114 amino acids. NCBI's taxonomy places the organism in Eukaryota, Metazoa, Chordata, Aves, Psittaciformes, Psittacidae.
CCAGCGCUGGCGGCCGCCGGCGCCGCGUCCCCGCCCCUCCGCCAUGGCCGAUGUAGAGGACGGGGACGAGCCGGGUGUUCCCCUCUCACACCCAGGUUCGGCGGGCUCCAAGGCGGGCGGUCCCGACAAGAUGUUCUCGCUGAAGAAGUGGAACGCGGUGGCCAUGUGGAGCUGGGAUGUGGAGUGCGACACCUGCGCCAUUUGCCGGGUGCAGGUCAUGGAUGCCUGUCUUAGAUGUCAAGCUGAAAACAAACAAGAAGAUUGUGUUGUGGUUUGGGGAGAAUGCAAUCAUUCCUUCCACAAUUGCUGCAUGUCCCUGUGGGUGAAACAGAAUAAUCGCUGUCCCCUCUGCCAGCAGGACUGGGUAGUCCAGAGAAUAGGCAAAUAAAAACACUGGAAGUUGGUGGUUUUUUUUUGUGUCAAACUUAUUGAAGCAGUGUAUGUCUGACACCUUAUGCUCCUGCAGAAGAAUGGAACAUGUCAAUCGUGGCAUGAUUUAUUUAGUUUUAUCUGCUAGAAGAUAGGUGUGGCUUUGUCGUAUGCUGAUUGCUGUACCAGGAGGGAAUGGUCAGUCUUACUGCGGAUGUUUCCACAAUAAAAAAGCCAAGAGACACUACGUUAACAAAUGUAUCUGUUAUGAUUUGAGUGUUAACUGUAUCAGAGCAUAGAAGUGUGGUAGUGCAGAUUAUACCCUAAAUACAGUUUAUUUAAUGUUUUUGUUCAGGUAAAUGAAUUAACUUGCAAGGGUGACCUUACGUGUAAGUCUGAAACACUGCAUAGUUUACUGUCAGGAUCAAGAAAUUGUUUUCUGAGUAAUACUGUAUACAAAAACAGUCAGUGAGAGUUUUUUAGGAAGUAUUCUGGGUUUUAAUCUAAAUAUUGUGUAAAGCAUUUGCUAUAUGCUUUUUCUAUCACACUAUACUAAACAUUUCUAAUUUAGCUUUUAUGACUUCAGAAAAUUUUGUUUUCUUGUAUCUCUGUCGCUACAUUAUAUUCUAUGCAUGAUUUUCACAACUAUAGCAUUAAAAUUUAACUCCAUUCAUAAUUCUUUAAUUUCUAUUUCUGUUAAAGAUAAUUGAGACAUGUAUAUUUAAUCCAGAGACUUUUGGUACAAAGACAUGUAUUUGAUAUCAGUUGUCUGGGGGCAUAAACAAUCCUGCUGGUUAGCUGACUAAUAUAGAAGGCCAACAAAACUAGUAAUUUAAUAAUCCCAAGGAAAGCAGGUAUUAAUUAAAUCGAGGGAAAAAUGUUUAAUUGUUUUCCGUGAAAAUUCAGUUAAUAGAAAUUUAUCAUCAUUUUGUUGGUUACAAUGUUUUGGAAGUGGGAGAAAGCAUGUAAUUUUUGUGGAAAUUCUCAAUACAGCAUUUUUUAUAUAUAUAUGAAUCAUGUUUUUUUUCUUACAAAUAUUUAAGUGCUUGCCUCUGACUUUGAUUUUCCCUAAAUAUCCAAAGUAAUUACUAUUAAUCUGACCAUAUGAUGUGGGAUUAUUU